This is a messenger RNA of Apis laboriosa (Himalayan honeybee), 2486 nucleotides long. RefSeq names its product nitrate reductase [NADH] 2-like. The coding region runs from base 394 to 861 and encodes 155 amino acids. The transcript has 2 exons. Lineage: Eukaryota; Metazoa; Arthropoda; Insecta; Hymenoptera; Apidae. The record is from RefSeq and is a predicted model, not a curated record. Gene Ontology annotation, cellular component: membrane; intracellular membrane-bounded organelle. Gene Ontology annotation, molecular function: heme binding.
AUAAAUAAAUUAAAUUCAUUUCUUUCGUCAUCGAAUUUUCAAUUCAUAUGUUUAGAAACAUAAGUAUUUUUUUUUAAUUAUCUUAUUAUUAACGCAAUUUUUCUUUCAGAAAAUUUUUAUGAUCAUCCGCAAUGUGGUCGAUAGAGUCAGUGUUUUUUCGUAAUAUUUCGCAUUUUUAGAACACAAUAAGUCUUAAGUAAUUUAAAAUAAUCAUACGCGAAAUUAGAAUCAGUGUUUGUUCGUCGAUACAAUACGAAUAAAUAGUUUAUUAUUUUUAUUUUUUUAUUUUAAAAGUUCGUUUUCGGUAUAGAAUAUAGAAUCAGUGUUUCUUUCAAGAAAAUAAGACUAAUUAUCCAUCAUGCAAAGAGAAGUAGGAAAAUCACAAGCAGAAGCAUGGAUCUGCUCAGCGUAUCCUUUCGAUCGAUGGAUCUGGAGGCGAAGCCCCAACAAGAAGAUUUUCUCGAGUUGGAGGAACGGAGUAUCAUCGAGAAGGAAGAGUCGUCAGAGAAAUCGAGGCUAAUAUUGGAGGGCGAUGACGAAGAAUCGCUCGACGAUGAAGAGAAUUUGAUAAAGAAUUUGAGGACGAUCAAUUUGAACGAAGUUGCCUGGCACGAUACCGUCGACAGUUGUUGGAUCGUGAUUCAAGAUUUUGUGUACGAUUGCACGGAUUUCUUGAAAAGCCAUCCCGGUGGAUCUGACGUGAUACUCGAAUACGCUGGCAGAGAUGCGACCUUGGCCUUCAUUGGCACUGGACAUUCGUCCGCAGCGAUUCACAGCUUAAAGAGGUACCUCAUCGGUGAACUUCCGGUUGAGGAGAGGAUCUUUCGUGUACCGAAUGGCCUAAAAAUUUCUGCAUCUUAAUAUCCAUGUUUGGGUAUACGAAACGAAAGAAACUUUUUUUAUAUAAUAUAUUUUAUAAUUGAUUUAUAUUAAAUGUGUAUCGCGAUCUCGAUAUUCGAAGAUGAUUUUAAAUUGAAUUCGAUCUGAAUUUCGUUAAUCGAGUAGAAUUGGCCAUUGAGUUUAAUUAAUUGUGACGAUGUGGAUCUAAUUAUCGAUUAGAAAUAGGGGAGGGGAUCGAAAUUCAAAUUAAAGUUUUAAAAGGUGAUACGAAGUUUUAGUUUUACGAAGGAUUUUAUCGUUGCCGUCCUUUUUGUGCAUCAAAUGAAUACUAUAUUAAGUUUUUCAAGUUCCUUCUUCUUUUGGGCAUUUUUUUUUUUUUUUUUUUUUUAAUCGAUAAGAAACGAGAAAUGUUUCAUUUAAAUGGAUAUUAUAAUCCGAUAUAUUUAAUCUGAAGAUGAAAGUAAGCAUGAUAAUUGUGACACAGAUUUCUAUUCUCAUAAAAAUUCAUUCAUCACGAAAUCGAUAUUUUGAGAAGAAAGUGUGUUAUAAUAUUAAUAGUAAUAAUAUUUAAACAUUCGAUGAUAAUUUCGCAUUUUGCAUACAUACAAAUCAGAAUUUUAGAACUUUAGUUUCUCCGAGAUAUUUUAUUGUUUGAUAUUUCUUGUAUUUUUUUUUUAUUUCGCGAAUUAUUUAUAUUAAUUAUACGCGAAUUGAUAUUUGAAGUUGAAAUAUUUUUCAUAUCGUUAUACUAUACUUUAUCGCAUUUUAGCUAUUCAUAUUUACUAUUUAUCGCGAAUUUAUUUAGAAUGUAGAAAAUUUAAUACGUCGAUCACAGAUGACAUCGAUACUUGCAAUUUCAUUCACAUUCGAUUGAAAAACGUGACAUUUUUUUUUUUUUUUGAUAAUGGAAUUUGUAAUGUUUUAAAUUAUUUUUUUAUUCUCUUCAUUUCAUUUUUCUCUCGCAUCAUAAUAUUUAUAUUUUGCAUGUUACGAAAUGUUUAAUCGAACGUACAUAUCUCAAGCUCAAGAACAAAAAUAUUACAUGCGAAUUAACGUAGCAUGUUGAGUCAUCAAUCAUUUCUCCAAAUCACGAUACGUCGUGCAUUCAAACACGUGGAAAAAUAGAGAUCGACAAUUAAGACACUUUCUCUCUCACGAACGAUUUAUCGGCCCCAAAUCGGGCGCAUGAUUCAAAGUGGAAUUGAAAUGGCGAUAACGAAUCGGCUAUUGAUUAUCAUUCCGUUGGCGAACCGCUAAUAGAGGGCCAAUAUAUCCCCGAUUAAUCGGUGCAACAAUCGAGAGAAAACGCGGGAUUCAUACUUAAUUAUGGCGAUCUUUAUUCCUAAUUUUAACGCGGAUACGAUAACGAGAAAUUUAAUUAUUCCUCGUCGUCAAACUGUUGCAUCGUCCUGUAUCUCUUUUUAGAAUUAUGGAAUAUUAACUAUAAUACGAAUAAUAAUUCGAAAUAAAAUUUGUGCGACAUUAUUGAUGAUGUGUCAAUUUUUUCUUGGUAAUUGUAAACAUAGAUAUCUCUAUUAGGUCUCUCGUUGAUUUCAAAAUUCAAUCGAUUAUUGAAUGAGUGAAAGAUGAUAUCGAGGAAUGUUUAGAAAAUAGUAUGCUAAUAAAUUAUUCUGUCUGUAUGAUAA